Haliotis rufescens (red abalone) is the source of this 845-nucleotide messenger RNA. RefSeq lists its product as uncharacterized. The record is from RefSeq and is a predicted model, not a curated record. NCBI's taxonomy places the organism in Eukaryota, Metazoa, Mollusca, Gastropoda, Lepetellida, Haliotidae. The coding region runs from base 108 to 518 and encodes 136 amino acids. The transcript has 4 exons.
UGAUCAGUGAGGGGAUUCCCCCUUGCGUAUUUCCCAAGUGAAAAACAAGCACUACAGAUAGGGCUGCUGCUGUGACGAGUCUGCAUUUAUUUACGUCAACCGAAGUCAUGGCCGUCAGACCGUCGACAACGUCAGUGAUGGACACACAGCAGGGGGGAAUGCAGGUCGGCGACAACAACAACAUCUAUUAUAGCAACUGCCACAUCACCAACAUCACCCAUGUCCACAACAAUUGCAAACAGUGUCAUCCAACAGAGGAACAUGAUGUGACACAAGAUGCAUCACGUGACGUCGACCUGAAAUCAACUUCAACAGUGCACACGACUACCAGUGUGAGACUGGUAGACUGUGAGGGGAGAGAAGUGGAGCUGGGGAAUGUGGUGUUUAUUUACCAAAAAGGUGUUUUUUGUAUCUAUGCAGGAGACGGGAUGGUGAUCAUGCAGGAUGAGGAGACUGGGAAGAUCGUCCUAGAACAAAUAAAUGUGGAGGAGCCUUUCAUUUCAUUUCCAUUUUUGUAAGUGCGACGAUCACAUGAUGUAUGCUGUUCACUUCAGUUGUGUAAUCUACCUGAUUGUAUGCUCUGAUUUAAGCAAGAUCAACAAGUCUUAGACAUCAAAAUUCUUCUUCAAUAUUGCAUUCAGCGGCGCUGUAUAUGGUGUUUAUGAUUUUCAUUGAGUUUCUAUUACUCUGUAUGCUAGAUAGAUCGGGCCUGUUAAACUAUAUGACAAACUGCAUGCGUUACAGGCAAUGUGAAACUGGUGUUAUUCUUAAUUACUUUUAAUGUCAACCUUGUGAAAAUUGUUAAUCUGUCUUCUUGACAGCUAUGGGUGUACUUUCAUGUAACG